Vespula vulgaris is the source of this 6645-nucleotide messenger RNA. It is a transcript of the gene Moe, whose product is annotated as moesin/ezrin/radixin homolog 1. The coding region runs from base 370 to 2154 and encodes 594 amino acids. Lineage: Eukaryota; Metazoa; Arthropoda; Insecta; Hymenoptera; Vespidae. The transcript has 11 exons. The record is from RefSeq and is a predicted model, not a curated record. Gene Ontology annotation, molecular function: actin binding; cell adhesion molecule binding. Gene Ontology annotation, biological process: positive regulation of protein localization to early endosome; regulation of cell shape; positive regulation of early endosome to late endosome transport. Gene Ontology annotation, cellular component: apical part of cell; plasma membrane; filopodium.
GCAAGCUGGCGCUGUUAUCUUAGGUUAGGUCGUAGAGGGGGAAAUGAACGAAUGAUUAAGCGAGCGAGUGAGAGAGAGGGAAAGACGCUUCACCGUACGAAAAAGGUGGAAGAGUGGGAGAAGAAAAGACGCUGCCGGUGUAGUAAACCCAUUGUUUCAGCAACAGGCAACGAGGACGGAUCGUGAGACGCGGGACGUGAAAUUAUUUAACAACGCUUUCGCCACAUACACAUUAGGACGAAUAACAUCGAUCAUUUUUUAUCGGUUGUGAACGUAGACAAGAAUUUGUAAUAUUUAAAACGUUUGUGAUUUUUCGUAUCUUCCUGUAUUUUUUGUGCGUAGUGAAAUCGUACUGCCAGAUCCAGCGUCAUGGUUGCCGGUACAAAAAUGAUGAACGUCAGGGUGACGACGAUGGACGCCGAGCUGGAGUUUGCCAUCCAGCAGACGACCACCGGCAAGCAGCUUUUUGAUCAAGUUGUUAAGACAAUUGGUCUUCGUGAAGUUUGGUUCUUUGGUCUUCAAUACACUGACAAUAAGGGUGAUCUAACGUGGAUCAAAUUGUACAAAAAGCGUGGACUUCCGUUCUUGUCUAGGGUGGUACCGAGUGGUCUUCGAAAGAUCUUCCACGUAAUGAACCAGGAGGUCAAAAAGGAGACCCCAUUGCAGUUCAAGUUUCGUGCGAAAUUUUAUCCCGAAGACGUUGCGGAGGAAUUGAUACAGGAUAUCACGCUUCGUCUCUUUUAUUUGCAGGUGAAAAAUGCUAUUCUCAGUGAUGAAAUUUACUGCCCACCUGAAACAUCCGUAUUGCUUGCAUCUUAUGCGGUUCAAGCUAGACACGGUGAUUUUCAAAAAGGAAUUCACACUCCCGGCUUUUUAGCUAACGAUCGCUUAUUACCACAGCGAGUUGUGGAUCAACAUAAAAUGAGUAAAGAAGAAUGGGAGAGUUCGAUAACUAAUUGGUGGCAAGAACAUCGCGGUAUGUUGAGAGAAGAUGCUAUGAUGGAAUACUUGAAGAUUGCUCAGGAUUUAGAAAUGUAUGGAGUUAAUUAUUUCGAAAUUCGUAAUAAAAAAGGAACAGAAUUAUGGUUGGGCGUCGAUGCUUUAGGUUUGAAUAUUUAUGAAAAGGAUGAUAAACUUACUCCUAAGAUUGGUUUUCCUUGGUCUGAGAUAAGAAAUAUUUCUUUCAACGAAAAGAAAUUUAUUAUUAAACCGAUAGAUAAGAAAGCACCAGACUUUAUUUUCUUUGCUACAAGAGUGAAGAUUAAUAAGAGAAUUUUGGCACUUUGUAUGGGCAAUCAUGAAUUAUAUAUGCGUAGACGUAAGCCGGAUACUAUUGAUGUUCAGCAAAUGAAGGCUCAAGCAAGAGAAGAAAAAAUCGCGAAGCAGCAGCAAAGGGAAAAAUUGCAAUUGGAAAUUGCAGCGAGAGAACGUGCAGAAAAGAAACAACAAGAGUACGAGGAAAGGCUAAGAAAUAUGGCCGAAGAAAUGGAUAGGCGACAGGCUGAAUUAAACGAAGCUCAAGAGAUGAUCAGACGUUUGGAAGAACAAUUGAAACAAUUGCAGGCUGCGAAGGAGGAAUUAGAAGAUCGUCAAAAGGAAUUGACGGCAAUGAUGGAAAAGUUAGAACUCUCUCAUGAAAUGGAAGCCGCAGAACGUGCUAAGUUGGAACAAGAGAUUAGAGCUAAGCAAGAGGAGGUGCAACGUAUACAAUCCGAAGUAGAAGCAAAAGACGCAGAAGCUAGGAGAUUACAGGAGGAGUUUGAAGCUGCCAAACUUAGGCAAGAGGAAGCUGAUCGAGCUUUCCAAGCUAGUACAACUCCUCAUCAUCAUCAUGUAGAAGAAAAUGAGGAGGGAGAGGAAGAAGGCGAAGAUGAGGUUCCGAAUUGUGAUGUUACUAAAGAUCUUGCUACGGAUGAAUCAAUAAUUGAUCCAGUCGAAGAGAGACGUACUUUGGCUGAAAGAAACGAACGUCUUAACGAUCAAUUGAAGGCAUUGAAGCAAGAUCUUGCGCAAUCACGAGACGAAACCAAGGAAACUGUUAUGGAUAAAAUUCAUAGGGAAAAUGUUCGUCAAGGACGUGACAAGUAUAAAACGCUUCGUGAAAUUCGCAAGGGAAAUACCAAACGUCGUGUCGAUCAAUUUGAGAAUAUGUAAAAUAUGUGCGUAUAUUUAUCCACACGCCCGAAUGCAUUUUUAUUAUCUCAUUUUUUAAAUUUCAUCUAUUUCGUAUCAUUAUACGAAAUGUUAUUAUUGCACAUGAGAGAUAGAGAGAGAUAAAGAGAGAGAGAGAGGAUUCAAUGUCCUACGUAUAUAUCACUAGAUUUUUAUCGUCAUUCCUUUGAAUUGAAAAUUAUCUUAUAAUCGAUUUUUUAAUUCUUGUGCCACGCAACGUAAUUGAUACAUUUUUUUUUUUUUUUUAGAGCGAUUUAUAUAAUCCUAUCGCAUUGAGACACUAUUCAUUCUCAUCAUCAAUAUCCAACUUAUAAAAUUCGAUUAUAAACACAUUAUGGCAAUGAAUCUAAACUCUUUAUGAGUUUAGCAAAAAAGGAAAGCGACGAGCGAUUUAUUAUAUUACGAUAUCUUCCAAAUAUGCUUCCAUAUAUCAAUUAUGAUUCAAUAUCAAACGCGCUUCAUUCUCAACAAGUUUUAGGUAUUGAGAUAGAUCAUUUGUGUCUUUUCUUCGAGAUCAGAGUUAUAUUAUUCUCUUUAGUAUAAAUAUUUUUUCUUUCUUUUUUUCUUUCCUUCUUUCUUUUUUUAAAUCUUGCAAAAAUACUUCUCAUAUUCGUUAGAAUAGUAUUUGGCAAUAAGCUAACUCACUCUCUCCUAAUUAUAUUUAGCUAUUUUCUAUCUUUGUUCUCGUGCUCGCGUUUAUUAUAAUUCUGUCGUCGAGAAUGUGCUAAGAAUAUUAUUAUUAUGAUCUAUGUUCCUUAUUAUUCGUAUCAUGAACAACAAAAAUUUCGAACAUUCGUCUUCUUCUUUUUCUUCUUCUUUUUCUUCUUCUUCUCUUAUAUAUAUUUUGUUCUCGUCCUAAGUAUUAUCGUUGAUCGGUUAAAAAAAAAAAAAAAAAAAAAAAAUAGAAAAAAAAACGCUUUCAAUAUGGUGCAGACAUAACUUUCCUUUAACAAUUACCACGUUACAUUUUUUUUUCGUCAUGGUCUUCAUCACACGUACAGGAUGGAUCAAAAGUUCCUAGAUUAUUUUAGAAAUCAAUUACUCUUUUACUUCUUUACGAGAUUCUAUAACUAUAAAUCUAGAAAGGCUUGAAAAAGAGUAAUUUAUUAUGAAAAUCGUAUAGGAAUUUUUUAUCCAUUCUGACAAUCCGUCGUUUAUUCUCCGUCCUUCGUUAAAGGAUAACAUUCGAAGAAAUACACACACAAACACAUAUCCUCCCCUUAGCACGUAUAUUACCACUUGACAAUUGUCAAUGAUAACGUGGCGAUAUAUAACUGCAUCUCCGAGUUCAACGAGAUAUAAAUAGUUUUAGAUUUGGGACAAGUGUGUAAAUUAAAAAAUUCGUACUUUUCUCUCUCUCUGAGGGUUUUAAAUGAAUCCGAAUACAAAGUUGAUUUGUAUUUUUUUUUCUUUCCUUUUUUUUUAUAUAUAUAUAUAGAAAAAUACCGAAAAUUCUGAUUAGGAGAAAAGUUUAUAGAAUUAAAACUGCAAUGAAUAAUAUAUUGGCGUUUGUUUAGAAUGUGUUGUGAACAUAGUAAUAACGGAAAGAUAACAUGCAACAUAUCUCUUUGUUAUAACUCAGUCUUAUUGCAACGUUACAAUAUGUGUGUGAAACACUUACAAUUUAAUAAUGGAAGUGGUGUAACUAUGAAAAAUCUAUUGAGCGAAUAUUUUCUUUCCUUUUUUUUUCUUUUUUUUUCUCUUUUUUUUUUUCUUUUCUCCUAAUGAAUCCUUAGACAACACACAACAAUGAGCGAGUCAUAAAACUUAUGUGGCUUAUAAAACUGUAUUUUUGCAACUUUUAGCACGUGCGAAUUUCUAUAUUAUUACUGAUAAGCGCAAUUUCUAUAUUUAACACUUGUGGCCUUUAUCGAUAUACGUACGUUGAAUCAAUAUACUGUAGCAAACAUAGAAGCUUAGGGACUUAGCCCUUAGUUUCACAUAUUUUUUCAUGAAAGCCCAAAUCAACGUACACGAGAAAGAUAGAGAUGGGAUGAAUGAAUGAAUGAAUGAGAGAAAGAGAGAGAGAGAGAGAGAGAGAAGAAAAAUAUGUUUUAACAUAAAAAUUCUCUGUGUAUAUGUGUGAGAGAAAGAUUGAAUGAAGUAAUGAAUGAAUGAACGAAAGAAAGAAAGAAAAAAACUAAAAAAAAAAGAAAAGAAAAAAAAAUCAAAUAAAUAUGAUAAUAUGGUUGUCUGGUACACCAUGUAAUUCUUUGAAACGAUUCUUUUCUUUUUUUUUAUUUAUUUUUUUAUCUUAUUAUCUUUUUUUCUCUUUUUUUUUUUUUAAAGGAAAAUCAUGUGGAAGAAAAAAAGAAUUUGAUAAAACUUUAAGACACACAACAAUCUCUUAAUGCUGCCAAUUUUUUUUUUUUUCUUUUCUUUUUUUCUCAUGUUUUGAAGAAAUACUAUUAAACGAUAAUAAUAAAAUACAAUCAUUUUUGAAUCAAUGUUAGGUAAAGGAAGAGAGAGAGAGAGAGAGGGAGAGGAUUGUGAGAUAAUUAUUAGAAUGAUUACAGAGUUUGUACUUUGGUAAUGAUUUAUUAUUACACGUUAUUGUAAUAUGCAAAAGAAAGAUUAACACUACAGGAGGAACAAUAAUAUAGAUAUUUUUUGAUUAUAUUUAAUAUUAAAAUUUAUAAAUUAGUAACAUUAUAUUAUUAUUAAUAUUUACAAUUUCGUAGCGUUAUUAUUAUUAUAAUUAUUAUUAUUAUUAGUAAUUAUUAUUAUUAGUUGUAGUAAUAUUAUUAUUAUUAAUUAUUAAUAUUAUUAUUAUUCAAGGAAUAGUAUCGAAUGAAAGUUAGAACAGAGAGCAUUUUAUAGUCGUCUAUUUGUACUCAUAAGUAUAGUGAUUAUACGUGCAUAUAUAUAUAUAAAAAAAGAUAGUUAAGCAUGACGCACGAUAAUGUCACUUUGUAAGAUUUGAAGAAUAGACGAAUACAGUUUUUAUAAAUAAUUCGUCUCGAUACUCUACCAACUAUAAUAAUAUUUGGAUACUUAGAUUUCAUAUUGAGACAUUCCAGAGAAUAAUUGUUGGUGCAGUGUCCGAUCUACGUUAGGUCUUUGGUCAUUUUCUAAUCUAAUCUAAUCUGCUAAAAUUGUGAAUUUUUUGUGCUAUUUGGAAGAAUAUUUUAUACAAUAUAUUUGGAUCUUAUAUCUGAGAAUAUACAUAAUGGUUAGGACACAAAAAUGUACUUAAUCAUUUAUAUACAUUUGUAUUUGAAAAUUUCAUAUAUAGGUAGAGAUGAUUUUUAACUGUUGUGUCUUUUUCUAUACUUCUUUUUUUUUUUUUCUUUAUCUUUUUCUUUUUCUUCUUAUCAACGACAUACGUAUAUGAUUAAAUAUAAACGCGUUAAGUAUUCUGACGUAGAUACGUGAACGAACGUAAUUCAGAGAAGUUUUUUAAAAGGUAAUGCAGAACUGUGUGUUAACAUAGUUACUUUUUUGCGCAUCAAUUCUUAGGUCUCAGACAAAGUCUCUUCGUUCGUCGCACGAUCUGUAAAUAUGUAAAUCAAAGUCAUUAAGUUUUUCUAUUUCUGGCUCCGUGAUAGAACGAACUUGUUUUCGUUACCUUUUCAUCAAAUGCACCGAUGGACUGCCUAUAAUUGUGCUGUGUUAUGUCUACAUUCAUAAAUAAUUAUCUGGUUGUGUCUACCGCGUUGUAAUAUCCUCGGUGCUAUAACAUUUUUUAAGAAUAUGAAAGAUAGAACUUUUAUAAAAACAAAAAUGUCUGGAUAAAUUUUCAACAUUGCCUUCGUCGUGUUAAUCCAACUUUUCAUUUUUCUUUUUUAGAGACUUUCUCUAUAUCUUUUUAACACACCAUUUUCGCGCAAUUAUUUUAUUCAACAAUUCAAUCAAACGUAUGCAUUAGGAGAUAUACACGUGAGGUACAGAUGCGAAUACAACUCUUUUAUUUUAUUAAUAAAAAAACACGUAUAAAAAGAAAGAUAACAUUUAUUUGUUGGUACGAGGAUAUAAGAAAAUUACUUGUAUUUAGCUAAGGAAACUAGAAAUUGUUUAAAUAAAACAAGUAGUAUCGUACUUUUUCGCUUGCGUUGUUGUCUUUAGUUUUUUUAUUUAUUUCUUUAUUCGGGAGGUGGAGACUCCGUUAAAAACGUAGUCGAUCUGUUGUACCGACGUGUGUUAUCAGUGAGGUAUGGUAAAUUUUUAGAUCGACCGUCGAUAUUGUAGAUUUAGUGUUGGGAACCUUCUCGCGCCAUCUAUUAGAUCAAUCGGAAUUAUCGAAAGUUUUUCUUCGACUCUUCUUCGAUCGAUCGAGCAAUAAAAAAAGAAAAGAUCUGCGCAUGUAUAAAAUACCUGCGCCUAAAAGACGUCUAGGUAGACGUCGACCCCGUCGAGUUAGUUGGUUGUCAACGCUGUUUUCUAUCGAACAAUGUUUUUUAAUUCAACGAGAGAAAAAAAUGUCGAGGAAUUGUUCAGUUCCGAUUAUUCCGAUGACGAAGGCAACGACGUCAG